Messenger RNA from Sander lucioperca (pikeperch), 3127 nucleotides. It is a transcript of the gene zfyve19, whose product is annotated as zinc finger, FYVE domain containing 19. Gene Ontology annotation, molecular function: metal ion binding; phosphatidylinositol-3-phosphate binding. The record is from RefSeq and is a predicted model, not a curated record. Lineage: Eukaryota; Metazoa; Chordata; Actinopteri; Perciformes; Percidae. Gene Ontology annotation, biological process: abscission; mitotic cytokinesis checkpoint signaling. Bases 183 to 1472 code for a protein of 429 amino acids. The transcript is spliced from 11 exons. Gene Ontology annotation, cellular component: cleavage furrow; centrosome; midbody.
CGUAAAUGAACGUCACAUCUAAUCUUCCGGAAUGGUUCCUGUUGUGAUUAUAGCAACGUUGAAAGGUGGAGAAAUAGCUAGCUGCCAAAUUAUUGUUAAUAGAGUUCGUUUUCUUCACAUUUUUACCCGCUAGAGCAAUAUCAGUCAACUUGUAAUUGUCUCAUGACUCUACACGUGUCGGCAUGGACAACCGCUGUUAUUGUUGUGCAUCAAAGUUCAGUCUCUUCAAGAAGGAGCUGGGCUGUAAGAGCUGCGGCCGAUCCUUCUGCUCCAGCUGUUUGACUUUCAGUGCUGUGGUGCCUCGCUGUGGCAACACCCAGCAGAAGGUCUGCAAACAGUGCCAUGGUAAUCUGACAAGUGGAGAAUCUUCAAACAGUGCUGGAAAAUGGUCUCCUCCUGAAAAUUACAAAAAACGUGUUGCUGCCCUUGAGGCCAAACAGCAGGGACAGUCAACACAGCCUCUUGCACAAAGGGGCAAUAGUAACAGUAAAGUAGGCCAUCUACCAACCAAAGGCCUGAGUAAGGAAGAUCAGGCUAUUGCUGAAAGACUUCAAAAGCUGAAGGAGGACACUGCGCCAAAGUCUAUCCCCUCUGAGAAAGAACUUGAGUCUCGCCUUGCUGCUCUGAAGGCUCCCAGCCGGCCAGUGCCUUCUGCAGGAGAGAUGGAGGACCGCCUGGCAGUUCUACGGGGUCAGACUCCACCAUCUCAAGCUCCUCCACCUGUGCACCAGCCUCCAGAUAACAGGACUCAGACUGAACAAGCCAAUGAUCUCAUUACUCAAAUGACAGAGGAAGUUGCCAUAGACGACCAGCAAUCAAAUCCUGAAUGCAGUGAAGAUGGCCGCAUGAAUGAUCUCAACAAGGGGGAGGGGGGAACAUUGGAUGAGAAUUUGGAGGAGAACCAGGAGGUGGACAAGCAGCUGGAGACUGAGAAGGCCCGUGUCCUGGAGGAGGCCAUGGAGGAGCUGAGAAAGGAGCGUCAUUCCCAGGAUCAGAUCCUCCACAUGGCCAAGAGGAUGGCGACACUGAAGGGGCAGGACCCCGACAAAGUAACUAUGGAGGACUUUCAGCACCCUGACAGUGAGGAGGAAACUGAAGAAGAAGCUGUGAUGAGAGUGUUAAAACAGCUCUCGGAAGAAGCUGCACUGGAUGAGGCCAGUGGCUACAACAUACGUUUAGAACACAGUGGACCAAGGAACGUAGAAAAGAAAACAACUUCCAAGAAUCCGACCCAGGCUCCAGCAUCCAAGAGUAGGAUUUCACCGGCUGCUGUUGCACAGCAGCCAUCAGACAGUGAUGAGGAGGAGCUUCCAUGGUGCUGCAUCUGUAACCAUGAUGCCACCAUUCGCUGUCACACCUGUGAUGGAGACCUAUACUGCAACCGCUGCUUCAGGGAAGGCCAUGAUAAAUAUGACAGGAAGGAGCAUCGCACCACUAACUACACUGCACCAAAGAAGAAGAGGAAGACAUGAUGGUGAGACUGGGCUGUUGGUCAGUCAUCACAGACUUGUGCUUUAGACUUAAAGUGACCUAUUAUUGUUAAUAAAUGUAAGUGUCUCAGAAGAUUAAAACACUACCUAUUAAUAUUUAAAACAAGCCAGAAUUUAACCCUAAUUUAUCUAAUAUGUCCAAAGUGGCUAUAUUCAUGCUACUGUGUAGACCACAGGAAGAGCAGCAUCUUCUUUCUGUAAUCGCUAAUAGGGAUCUAAAUGAACUGAACAAAUCAAAAACAAUGGGUAACAUGUUUGGCAAAGCCUAGAAAUCGACACACACUUUAAUGUAGUAUAUAUGAAAAACAUAUAUUUCUUCUGUGGCAUUUUAGCAAACUGCACAGCUUCUGCACAUUAAACGUUUUUAAAUGUCCAGCUGAAUAAGAAGCUUGAAGUGUUUUGUUAUGUCACUUCCACUUGUCACCAUUUGAUUAUUUAAAAAAGAUAGACAGCACAUACAGAAAGCAGCCACAUCACAAGCUCAUCUGGGAUGAUGUGCAAACCUAGACCACUGUCAGCCCUGCCUGAAGAAGUACAGAGGAGUCAGUAUAAAAGGAUUACUGAGGGCUUUGUUUUCUUUUGGCAGCCACUGCAGUCACUCUUGUAAUCAACGUUUGGCUGCAUGUGUGACAUGAGUGUUGCCUUUCUUGUCCUUAUGUGUAAUUGCAUUAUAAAGGAUGCAAAAGUGCUAUGUCACAUAUUUUUAGUCAAAUUUUGAACACUAAAGCCUCUUUUUUUUUUUUUUUCUACCGAUCACUGAUAUCAUCACUUGACAAACAUUGACUGGCUGGCAGGCCUUGUCAAAAGUGUAGUCUUACAGUAUGGACGGCCUAUGUGUCAGAGAAGCAAGAGUGGAAGUGGGGGGCGAACCAAGCAAAUUACUAUGAUGGAGGCCUCAGCCAAAAGACCCUCUGUGUAUGACAGAGAGUAGGCCAGAGUGCAGUUUCAUCAGUGUGCAUUACUGUCAAGCUGAGGAGAAACCAUAAUUACACUUUCCUCUGGGGGCUUGCACCAUUACGGUUUGUAUGGAGGCCGUUACUGUGUUGUGCCUUGUCUGGCCGUGUCAUACACGCACCACAGACAGGAAAUGGAUGAUGAUAAUGGAUGCAUGCUUAAUGGACCUUCCUGCUGCUGAUUUUACUGUGUUUACUCCUAGACUUCCAUGUCACAGUAAUGCUACAGUAACAUCUUACCAUUGUCUCUAGACAGCAGGACUAAUCAUUCUUUCAAGGCAAAUAUGUGUUUUAACGGGUACUGUAAGUUGAUGGGUGUAAUGGACAUGUCAAUAUUUAUUUGUAUGUGUGAAAUGAAUAAUACCUGAUGAUUCUGUUGGUCACUCACUUUUUUUUUUUAUCAGAUGUAACCCUUUUUUUUGAUGAGUCAUCAACAGCCUUGUAUUGAAAAUGUUCAAUUUUAUUUCGACAUAACAACACUGUUAUCAGAGCAAAAAUAUUUAUGUACAUAAAUAGGCAACCGAAAAUGUACAGUCUUCCACAAAAAAAAAAAAAAACAGUCCAUCUGAGUGAUAGUCGGUACAGCUUUUAUCACAUGUGCAUUAUUGGUAUGUUUAAGACAAAAUGUUAUAGCAGUCCAUAAAUUAAAGUGAAAAAAAAAUUCCAUUCAAAACUUGUCUGCUC